AUGUGUCGUGGCUGUACUUGGCCACUUUAUCCAACCAUACAACUCGAUUGUUGCGGACAAAGAAUAUGUAAAGAUUGCAUUCCUUAUAUCAAAAGUACAGAAUUCAAGUGUCCGUCGUGUGGUGUUUCAAAUAUUAACAUCAAUCCCGAUAAGGGACAUACGCGUGAAGUUGAAAACCUAGUAGUAAAUUGUCCAGAAUGCGAUUGCACAUGGGAUGGUUUAUUUAGAAAUUUAAAAGAUCAUCUCAAGAGUCACUGUACGCUUCAAUGUAAAAACUGUAAUGAAAAGUUUAUAUGGACAACACAAUUAGAAAAUCAUCAACGGGAGAGAUGCGUGUAUCGCACUGUUCCUUGUGAACUUGCUCCUCUGGGAUGUUCUAAGGAGGUUCCAAUUUCGGACAUUGAGAAGCAUUAUUUAGACAGUGAGCAUCAGCAAUAUCUACUUGCAUUUAUAAAAGAUAAAAUUUUACAUCUAUACAAUGGAAUUCCAAAAUUAACUUCACAGAACACACCGGCAGAUAAUGGAAAGCAAAAUAAUGGACAUACGCCAACAACUGCUAAAGGUCAAGGAAGCAUCAAAAAAGAGUAUGAAACUAUUUGA
Messenger RNA from Rotaria sordida, 600 nucleotides. NCBI's taxonomy places the organism in Eukaryota, Metazoa, Rotifera, Eurotatoria, Philodinida, Philodinidae. The record is from the annotation of a GenBank genome assembly.